Molecule: messenger RNA, 2759 nt
Organism: Gaeumannomyces tritici R3-111a-1
Lineage: Eukaryota; Fungi; Ascomycota; Sordariomycetes; Magnaporthales; Magnaporthaceae
Exons: 2
Coding region: 1-2163 (720 amino acids)
Biological process (GO): Mo-molybdopterin cofactor biosynthetic process
Molecular function (GO): metal ion binding; GTP 3',8'-cyclase activity; 4 iron, 4 sulfur cluster binding
Source: RefSeq, a predicted model, not a curated record
AUGGGUGCUGCGCCCUUGGCGAGGAGAGCAGUUGCGACGUCGAGCGGCAUAGGCCAGAAUCCGCACUUCCCCGGUCCGGGGACCGACGACGGAGCCGGCCCGCCGGCCAUGCCAUCCCACACCAGGCGGGACGGCCUCAAGGGCGCCAGGCCCUUCUCAGACUUCCUGACCGACACCUUUAGCCGGCAGCACGACUACCUGCGCAUCUCGCUGACGGAGCGGUGCAACCUGCGCUGCGUCUACUGCAUGCCCGAGGAGGGCGUGCCCCUCUCGCCGGACCGCGAGCUGCUCACCACACCCGAGGUGCUGCUGCUGUCAUCCGUCUUCGUGUCGCAGGGCGUGACCAAGAUCCGGCUCACAGGUGGCGAGCCCACGGUGCGGCGCGACAUCGUGCCGCUGAUGCGGCAGAUGGGCGACCUGCGCCGCCACGGCCUGCACGAGCUGUGCCUGACCACCAACGGCAUCGCGCUGCACCGCAAGCUCGAGGCCAUGGUCGAGGCCGGCCUGACGGGCGUCAACCUCAGCCUCGACACGCUCGACCCGUGGCAGUACCAGGUCAUGACGCGGCGUAACGGUUUCGAAGCCGUGCGCCGGAGCAUCGACCGCAUCCUCGAGCUUAACCGCGCCGGCGCCGGCAUCCGCCUCAAGAUCAACUGCGUCGUCAUGCGCGGGCUCAACGACGCCGAGAUCGUCGACUUUGUCGACCUGACGCGCGACGCCGACCUCGAGGUGCGCUUCAUCGAGUACAUGCCCUUUGACGGCAACCGCUGGAGCGAGCGCAAGAUGCUCGGCUACCGCGAGAUGCUCGACCGCAUCCGCGAGGCCCACCCGGGACUGCACCGCGUCGCCGGCCACAAGAAUGACACGUCAAAGACGUUCCAGGUGCCCGGCUUCCGCGGCCGCGUCGGCUUCAUCACGAGCAUGACGCAGAACUUUUGCGGCUCUUGCAACCGCCUGCGCAUCACCAGCGACGGGAACCUCAAGGUCUGCCUGUUCGGCGAGGCCGAGGUGUCGCUGCGGGACAUGCUGAGGAAGACCAACGCCGGGGAGCCCAUUGACGAGGCCGCCCUGGAGAGGAUGCAGCUGGCUGCCGCGACCCAGAUCCAGGAGGCACAGCGGCAGCAACAGCAGCAGCUACAGGCGACGGACACGGCCCCCGAUACCACCGCACCCCAACUACCCAUCACCGUGCCAAACUCGCAGGAGCUCCUGGAUCUUAUCGGCAUGGCCGUGAAGCGCAAGAAGGCCAAGCACGCUGGCAUUGGCGAGCUGGAACACAUGAAGAAUAGGCCCAUGAUCCUGAUAGCAAUGGCUAAGCAUCUUGCUCCUGGCACGCUAGAUACCAACAACUUGGAGCAACGGCACGACAAUCCAAUGCGGCCGUCUCCGAGGACAGUAAUAGGCCGCACUGCCGUCUCAUCACGAACUCGUGUCGUACCGUGGCACCUCCUGUCCCCCUCGGACGCAGCCACCGGCAAUUUCCACGCGCGGCUAUUCUCCACAUACGGCCGCCGGCUGAAGCAGCAGAAAGGCAAGGACGGCGGCGUCAACGAUGCGGACUCGAUCGCAACCAACAAGCCAAGCCACCACGACGACAGCAGCAGCAGCAGCAGCAGCAGCAGCAGCCAACUCAAACUCACGCACAUCUCGGCGUCGGGGGCGGCGCACAUGGUGUCCAUCUCGUCCAAGGCGGCCACGUCGCGCGUGGCCACGGCCGCUUGCACCGUCGUCUUCAGCUCCCCGACGGCGGUGCGGCUGAUGCGGCAGAACCGGAUGGGCAAGGGCGACGUGCUGGCCGUGGCGCGCGUGGCGGGCAUCAUGGCGGCCAAGCGCACGCCGGACCUGAUCCCGCUGUGCCACCCGGUGGCCGUCUCGCACGUGGCCGUCGAGCUCGACGCGGACUCGGGCCAGGAAGAAGAAGAAGAAGAAGAAGACUGCCGCCGGGUCGAGGUGCGCGCCACGGUCGAGUGCGACGGCAAGACGGGCGUCGAGAUGGAGGCGCUCACGGCGGCGGCGGCGGCGGCGCUGACCGUCUACGACAUGUGCAAGGCCGUCGACAAGGGGAUGCGCGUCGAGGGCCUGCGCGUCGUGCUCAAGGACGGCGGCAGGAGUGGGAGGUGGGUCGAGGGCGUGCCGGCGGGCGGCGGCAAGGACGGGGCGUGAGCGGGGCGAGGCGAGGCGGGCAGCAGAAGCGGGUUGCCCAGGUAUUGUUUGCAUAUACUGUACUAAGGCGCCCGGAUCGGGGCAAUGAGCGAGAUGGAGAUGUGGGCUCCGUGGGUGGGCUUGUACUGUAGCCCUGGAGGAGACGCAGGAAGAUGACGGAGGAGGAGGAGGGGGUGAGGGGCAAGGCGGGCUCGCUUCGUUUGGAGAUGCGCGAGUUCACGCAAUAUCUUGGGGAGCUAUUACGUACCUACGUGCCUACCUAGGUACCGAGGCGGCCUUGUCCAUACACAGCCGCCUUGGCUCUGUUCGUUGCGUUUGGUGGAGGGAAAAAGACAGAGCCUGGACCAUCCCAUCCCCCGUUGCCUCACCGAGACCCGAGGGGCUGGAGGGGCUGGAGGGGCUCCCAGGGCCGGGCCCCAUCGACGCCAUCUCUCGAGAUGGACCCCUGGACCCUUGGAUGGGAGUAGCCAUUAGCUAACAGCAAAGCUCCGAGCGGCCAUGCCGUGCAUAGCUGGGCUCCACUGGCGCUGGCUCGCAUGUGCUUUUUUUUUUUUUUCUGUCUCUCCUUCUCCAGCGCUAAAUAAUUGAUGGAGCCA